Messenger RNA from Jatropha curcas, 2350 nucleotides. RefSeq lists its product as uncharacterized. The record is from RefSeq and is a predicted model, not a curated record. Gene Ontology annotation, molecular function: protein binding. NCBI's taxonomy places the organism in Eukaryota, Viridiplantae, Streptophyta, Magnoliopsida, Malpighiales, Euphorbiaceae.
AAAAAAAAAAAAAAAAAAAAAAAAAACAGAAAUGAACUAAUACACAAAACAUAAUGAUGACAUGAAAGAGAUUCAUGGCCAAGGAACACCAAACCAGCGCGCAACCUUGGGGUACGUUAGAGGAGCUAUUAUUGGCCUGCGCCGUGAACCGCCACGGCACCGACAGCUGGGACUCCAUCGCCAUGGAAGUACAGAACCGAACAUCUACACUCUGUUCUCUCACUUCGCAACUCUGUAGGGAUAAGUUCAACGACCUUAAACAGCGUUUCAUGCCUCAAAAUGAUACAUCUGCCAGUCUCGUUCCCAUGGUAGAUGAACUCCGUAAGAUUCGGGUGGAGGAGCUUCGACGUGAGGUCCAUCGACGUGAUGUCUCGAUCGUGUCCCUCGAAUUGAAGGUCAAGAGAUUAGAGGAGGAAAGAGAACGCAGCUUGAACGUGGAGACAGAUCUGGCGACAGAGAAAAAACCUUCUCCUGAGAAGGUUACCGGUGAAUCCGCCGCCGGUGACGACUCCAGUGAGGAGCGCGACAACCGAUCGUUCAACGAGUCCAAUUCUACGGGUCAACAAAAAGCUGAUACAUCAGCGGUGAGAGAGCAAAACGACAUCGUAAAUGGAGAACCGGGUAUAAAAACCGAACCGGAAAUAAAAAAUGAAAAUGAUCGGGUUCGUGACGGAUCCGACCCGAAGUAUUGGUCCCGCAACGGUAAGUUAGAGGAGGUCGAUGAUGACGAUAAACCACCACUAGAUAAAAAGGAAACUGAAAUUAAAAUGAGUCGGACCACGGGUGGGCUCGGCGAGUCAAAUGAGCUGGUCGAAUCGUUCGGGGAGUCUAAGCGGGAAGAGAAAGAUAAGCAAAAUAGUGACGUGCAAAGCUCAGCUAGUUUGUCGCUGAAGACUAAGACACGGCGUCGUAGGAGUGGUAGUGGCAGUGGAAACGUUUUGGGGGUUGGUAGUAGCAGCGGGGAGGAGCCCGAGGGAGGUGAUGAGGUUUCUCCCGCCACGAAGCAGACGCCCGCCGUCAAAUCAGAGUCGUUGGUUAAGCUUAUUGGGAUAAUUCGGUCUCAUCGGCUUGGCUCUGUGUUCGAGCGGCGGCUUCGAAGCCAGGAAUCCGAACGGUACAGAAAGUUGAUCCGGCAACACAUGGAUCUCCAGACGAUUCAACUUAGGCUUGAUAAAAGGGUCUACUCUUCGUGCAUUCAAAAGUUCUUCAGAGAUCUUCUCCUUUUAUUCAAUAAUGCAAUCAUUUUCUUCAGAAAAAAUUCACCAGAAAAUCUUGCUGCUUGUGAACUUCGAGCUAUAGUCUGGAAGGAAAUGACUGAGAAGCUUCGGAAACCAGAACCUCAACCCAUCAUCGUUAAACCAUUUAAACCUGUUAUACCUGAACCCAAACAACAACCUAAACCGGUUUCCCUUUCAAAACCCAACAGAUCUUCUUCUACCAUUGUUGUUUGCGGCAAGGCCAAAUCAUUGUCUGAAAAUGCUACUAAAAAAGUUGAUAGUAAGAAAGAAAGAGUGAUUGAAGAAAAACCAAAGUCAAGUGCCAAGAAGAAUGAAGCUUCACUUGUUAAGAUUGAGGAUAAAAGCAUAAAGAAGAAAAGGACAAAAGAUAGGACGGUGUCGUCCAAUCAUAAGGUCUCUAAUACAAGCAACAAAAAUGGAGAGAUAAAGCAUCAAUAUGGCGGCAAUGAGCUUAGUUCACAUGAUGCUUUGGAAAUGAAGGUGGAAAGAAAAGGGAGUACCACGAGGAAGAGACAAGGAGCAGCAAGCUUCUUGAAAAGAAUGAAGCAAAAUUCACCGAGUGAAGUAACUGAGGAGGAUGAUGACGACGACGGUGAUGACAAUGAUGGUGAUGACUCCUCUGAGGAAGAGAGUAAAAAUGUGAAAGGAAAGGAGGAAAAAGGAAGAAAAGGAAGGAAUAGAGAGCCAAUCAUAGAACGAAUUACAAGGAGUUCCAGAGGAAGAGGUGCAAGAGAAGAGAGUGGAAGAGGAAAGAGAAACCUCGGAAGGCCACCAAAGAAGCAGGCAGAGAGUACGGUAGAGUCAGGGAAAAGGAGGAGAGAUAAUGGUUGUUCUGAGGGUGGUGGGAGGGCCAAGAAGAGGUCAAGGAGGUGAUGUGGAUUGUUGUAUGAUGUAUAUUACUGCUGAUUUUUUUUUUUUCUAAUUUUAAUUUUUUGCCUUGCUUAUAUGUUAAAAUGUCACUAUUCAUUAGAAAGUUAAAGAGGAGAUUAGGAAAAAGGGAAGUUGAGAAUGUACUGUGAACUUGUAGAAGAAUGUUUGUGGUAGUCAUUGCAUAUACACAGCAUCUGUAGGGAUAACAUGAAUGAUAAGCUAAGAUUUUUUUGUUUGUUGCA